Messenger RNA from Elephantulus edwardii (Cape elephant shrew), 1830 nucleotides. RefSeq names its product protocadherin alpha 11 (gene PCDHA11). Gene Ontology annotation, biological process: homophilic cell-cell adhesion. The transcript has 2 exons. Gene Ontology annotation, molecular function: calcium ion binding. The record is from RefSeq and is a predicted model, not a curated record. The coding region runs from base 1 to 1830 and encodes 609 amino acids. Gene Ontology annotation, cellular component: plasma membrane. Lineage: Eukaryota; Metazoa; Chordata; Mammalia; Macroscelidea; Macroscelididae.
AUGUUGAGUUCUCAGAAAGGGGAGUUGGGAAUCCGGCGCCUGCUGCUGUCGCUUCUCUUGUUGGCAGCCUGGGAGGCGGGGAGCGGCCAGGUCCACUACUCGGUGCCCGAGGAGGCCAAACACGGCACGUUCGUGGGCCGCAUCGCGCAGGACCUGGGGCUGGAGCUGGCGGAGCUGGUGCCGCGCCUGUUCCGGGUGGCGUCCAAAGGCCGCGGGGACCUUCUGGAGGUGAAUCUGCAGAACGGCAUUCUGUUUGUGAAUUCUCGCAUCGAUCGCGAGGAGCUGUGUGGGCGGAGCGCGGGGUGCAGCAUCCACCUGGAGGUGAUCGUGGACAAGCCGCUGCAGGUCUUCCACGUGGAGGUGGAGGUGAAGGACAUUAACGACAACGCGCCAGUGUUCCCUCUCAGAGAACAAAGAUUGCAGAUUUUUGAAUCAAAGCAACCAGACUCGCGUUUUCCGCUAGAGGGAGCUUCUGAUAUGGAUAUAGGAGAGAAUGCUCUAUUGACCUACAGACUAAGUCAAAAUGAGUAUUUUUCUUUAGAAUCAUCAACAAGUAGUAAGCGGAACAAACGGCUGUCACUUGUAUUAAAGAAGUCUCUGGAUAGAGAAAAAUCUUCAGAACUUAACUUGUUGUUGACGGCUACAGAUGGCGGAAAACCGGAGCUCACAGGCACAGUACAGCUCUUGAUCCGCAUAUUAGAUGUUAACGACAAUGAUCCGGAGUUUGAGCAAUCAGAAUACAAAGUGAGAUUGCUGGAAAAUGCUGCUAAAGACACUUUUGUAAUACAAUUAAACGCCACCGAUAGAGAUGAAGGAGUUAAUGGAGAUUUAACAUACACUUUGAAAUCAAUUAAGCCCAAUGGGAGACCUUUAUUUAUACUGGAUGAAAAUAAUGGAGAGGUGAGAGUCAAUGGAAUUUUAGAUUAUGAAGAAAACAAGUUUUAUGAAAUUGAAGUACAAGCCACAGAUAAGGGGAAUCCACCGAUGGCAGGACACUGUAUACUCUGGGUAGAAAUCUUAGAUGCCAACGACAAUGCUCCUGAAGUCACCGUGACUUCCCUGUCCCUCCCAGUUAGAGAAGACGCUCAACCCAGCACAGUUAUAGCCCUGAUUAGCGUUUCUGACAGUGAUUCUGGAGUCAAUGGGGAAGUGACCUGCAUCCUGACGCCCCAUACUCCUUUCAAGCUGGUGUCCACCUACAAGAAUUACUACUCGCUGGUGCUGGAUGGCGCCCUGGACCGCGAGAGCGUGCCGGCCUAUGAUCUGGUGGUGAUGGCGCGGGACGGGGGCGCCCCUGCCCUGUCGGCCUCAGCCAGCGUGUCCGUGGAGGUGGCCGACGUGAACGACAACGCGCCCGCGUUCGCGCAGCCUGAGUACACGGUGUUCGUGAAGGAGAACAACCCGCCGGGCUGCCACAUCUUCACGGUGUCGGCCCAGGACGCGGACGCGCAGGAGAACGCGCUGGUGUCCUACUCGCUGGUGGAGCGGCGGGUGGCGCUGGUGGACGUGAACGUGUACCUGAUCGUGGCCAUCUGCGCGGUGUCCAGCCUGCUGGUGCUGACGCUGCUGCUGUACACGGCGCUGCGGUGCUCGGCGCCGGCGGCAGAGGGCGCGUGCGGUCCGGGGAAGCCGAGGCUGGUGUGUUCGAGUGCGGUGGGGAGCUGGUCGUGCUCCCAGCAGAGGAGGCAGAGGAUGUGCUCUGGGGAGGGGCCGCCCAAGACUGACCUCAUGGCUUUCAGCCCCAGUUUACCUCCGGGACUGGACAGACAGGAAGGAGAAGACAGGCCAGAAACAGGAUUGAAUUCCUCGGGACAGGUGAGUUUUGUAUAG